This is a messenger RNA of Exophiala viscosa, 2429 nucleotides long. RefSeq names its product LAT family L-amino acid transporter. NCBI's taxonomy places the organism in Eukaryota, Fungi, Ascomycota, Eurotiomycetes, Chaetothyriales, Herpotrichiellaceae. The record is from RefSeq and is a predicted model, not a curated record. Bases 265 to 2130 code for a protein of 621 amino acids. Gene Ontology annotation, molecular function: L-amino acid transmembrane transporter activity. The transcript has a single exon. Gene Ontology annotation, cellular component: membrane. Gene Ontology annotation, biological process: amino acid transmembrane transport.
UGUUCCAGGGGACCCCGUCUUGCCGUUUAGUCUGCCAGAAAAGCAGCGUGUUUACUCCGAAUUCAACUAGUGAGAUUGGCCUAUCGCAGGCCUGUCAAUAUGCCUCCUGCGUUUUGACUGACCUCACACCCAACGAAACUAGAUCUGGCGAACCAUGCUGCCCAGGCCCUUGUGAUCAGUUCAAGUACGAUUGUGAAUGAUCUCGAUCGCACUCCAGACGCCACAAUGACAAGGAGACCGCAGUAACCUACCACUCCUUCUCCCAUGAUGCCUCUACUAGGCUUCUCCGAAAUCCAGAAGCCACUACAACUCCCCGGACGAGAUUCCCUCGAGCUCGCCUCCCUAGCCGACUCUGACCACGAUGAAGGCCCCGUUUCCGAGACCUCAUCCCGUUCCGGUAUAGGAUCUUCUCGAAGGAUCUCACUAGAGAAUGAGGACCCUUUACACGAUGCCAACCCAGUGACACGCGACGGUCUACGUGUUGGAAGGUCAUACUCGAUAUCCUCUGCCUUCGACUUCACACCUGCUCUAUUCCCACUCUCAUCGACCGCUGGAGGAGGAUACACGGCGCUAGGAAACCCAUCGGCUGUUUCGCUUGACCGACAGCGAGGCUCGCUACAGAACCUCGAGAAGAAUAAGACGUUGACAUAUCUUAACGGAUUAUCCUUGGUGGUGGGCUUGAUCAUUGGUUCAGGAAUAUUCUCUUCACCAGCACAGGUCAAUUCGCAUGUUGGAUCGCCCGGCGCAUCUCUCAUCGUAUGGACCAUAUCCGGUCUACUCGCAUGGACAGGCGCAUCCUCGUACGCUGAAUUAGGAGGUGCCAUCCCCUUGAACGGCGGAGCUCAAGUCUACCUGGCCAAAAUCUUCGGAGAAGUAGUUGGUUUCCUCUUCACCUGGUCGGCUAUACUCGUUCUGAAACCGGGCGGCUCCGCAAUCAUCUCCAUCAUCUUCGGCGAGUACGUGGUACGCGCAGCAAUAGGCGCGGACGUAGAAGAUGUCAACCCCUGGAUCAACAAGGUCCCAGCCCUGGUCGCGCUCAUGCUCGUCACGCUGUUCAAUUGCCUCUCCACGCGCUUCGCAGCCCGUCUAGGCGACCUCUUCAUGUUUCUCAAGUUCAUCGCUCUAGCGGCCGUCACCGUCAUCGGCAUCGUCGUCGCCACAACCGGCUUUUCCUUCAACGGACCCGCGAACCAAGACUGGAAAACCCAUCACUGGUUCGAAAACACCUCAACCGACGUUUCAAGCUGGGCCGUCGCGCUGUACGCCGGUCUCUGGGCAUUCGACGGCUGGGAUAACACAAAUUACGUGACUGGCGAAUUCAAGAAUCCUACUCGGGACCUCCCGCGUGUCCUGCACACAGCCAUGCCCGCAGUGAUAACAUGCUACCUCCUCGCCAACGUCGCGUACAUCUUCGUUCUCCCCCAAGCCACCAUCGACAAAUCCAAUACUGUCGCCGUCCAAUUCGGAAGCAAAGUCUUCGGUCCCAUAGGCGGACUAGUCCUCGCGUUGAUCGUCAGCGCAUCUUGUUUCGGCGCCCUCAAUGCGACGACCUUCACAUCAGGCCGUCUAGUCUACGCCGCCGGGCGCGAAGGCUACAUCCCCGCGGUCUUCAGCAAGAUCGGCCUCGGCUUCUCAUCUGGCAUGCCCGAGACACCCGUUCCACUGAAUAAAUUGCGUCGUCGCUCCUGGCUGUCCAAGGCUUUGACUCGGCUGUUCGGCGACAAGGCCGUUGGUCUGGGCCACACCCCCGUCAAUGCCAUGCUGCUCAACAUGGUGAUAUGCAUGGUCUAUAUUUGCCUAGGCGAGUUCAACACCCUGAUCACGUUCUAUGGCGUGGCAGGGUAUACCUUCUACUUCCUGACGGUGUUGGGUUUGAUUGUACUGCGCAUCCGCGAGCCUCAUCUCGAAAGACCAUACCGUACUUGGAUCACGACGCCCAUCAUCUUCUGCUGCGUGAGUUUGUUCCUGGUCAGUCGGGCCGUGGUGGCGCAACCAUUGCAGACGGUCAUUGUUGUGGCGUUCGUCGCGAGCGGUAUCCCCGUGUACUAUUGGCGUGUUGCGGGACGAGACGACUCGGGCAUCUCGGGGAAGAGAGAGCGACGGUUCUGGAGACGGUGGGGACGGUCUUAAAACAUUGUAACCUGACGGGAAUUGGGACAAAUGUUUAGAUUUGUCAUGUAUAUGGAAUCAUUACACCAUCCGGCACUAUUGGACUACUAUUAGCCUCACGGCAGUAGGGAGGCACCGAGCGUUUCAUUCGACGUAUAUGAGCCCGUACAUUGCGGUGUGAAUAAGCAUGUGUCCACCACUCCACAUACAUCUUAUAAGUUCCUGUGACCAGGCCAAGUGCCAGGCGUCGAUCACGGCGUGUAUCAAGGGGCGAUACUUCGAACAUCUGACCGCGGCGCUUUAGGAAGCGUAGUCUUGCU